Cylicocyclus nassatus is the source of this 1692-nucleotide messenger RNA. The record is from the annotation of a GenBank genome assembly. NCBI's taxonomy places the organism in Eukaryota, Metazoa, Nematoda, Chromadorea, Rhabditida, Strongylidae.
AUGCCGUCGUGUUACCCGGAUGGAACAUCUCGAUCUCCUGCGUUUGAUGAUGACGAAGAAGAAAUUGGCCCCGCCUACUAUUCUUCAAUCCGGAACAGAUCUCCGAGUUGUAGCAGGACUCCAAUGACGGAUAUAGAGCAAGAGAGACAUUCACUUGGUCCGUCUGCUGAAAAUGAGAAUCCAGUGACUUCAUUAUGGAGCAGCUCUUUGCCAGAACCACGAAUGUUCAGCAACAUUUUUUUACAACAGCAAGAGCGCGCGUUAUCCGCGGAAUCUGUAGGGCAGACAGAACAGCAGCCCACUCGAAGGCCGGUGUCAGCCCAAGAGGCAGCAAUUACAGUGCCAGCAGAGCCGGAUGAAUCAUUACCUCUUCCUCCCCCACCACAGCCUCCUAGCGUUCCUCCAGUUUCUUUGAAUGACGACCAUGAAACUCCUGACAUCAUAAUGAUUCCGCCACCCCCUCCAGCAAUAUCUCCAGAUGCACAGCCGUCUUCCCAGCCCGGAGCAGACGAUCAAAUCUCUAUUCAAGAUAAGAAUGCAAAAAGACGCCUCACAGGAACAGCUCGAGUAUUCAGUAAAAAGAGUAGACAGGAUGGUCUACUAGAGGCAAAUCCAUCUCCGCCUCGAUCGCCUCGACGGGGAAUUUCGAGAAGUCCCGGUCCACAUGUUCCGAUGAGUCCAUUUUGGAAACGGCCAUCGACGAAAACGCCAGCCCACGAACCAGACUUGGAGAACCACGUAUCUGCAUCUGAUUCACGGACGGAAUUUACUUGCUCAACAUCACUCGAGAUACCUCGUACCCCUGCAUACGGAUCAGCUACACCAUACUCCACGCAGUCACCCAGGUAUUGUUCUGGGUCGCCUACCUAUGGCGAAAGUGCUCUCAGUCUUUAUGGAGGUCGAAGAUCCAGUGCAAGGUGUGCUACCCCAUACUGGAAUGGAGGGCAAUCACCAAUCGAAAGACCGAAUACGCCUUCCUACGCGCGAACUCCAGGUCAAAGUAGUCGCCCUUCAACUCCUCGACCACCUAGUUAUACUGCUUCUACUCCUUGUUACGCAAGAGACGAUCUAGGAGGUGGAAGUCAAGUCACUAGUGGCGGUGGCACAACACAAAGCCGCAACGACGAACGAAGAAUGGACCAGCUGAGUCUAAGGAACCGCACUGGCACACCACCUCCGCCAUACAUGCCGCCAAUGUAUCCUAUGCCACCAAUUCCUCCACCAUUUCCUUAUAUGCCGCCUUUUGGUCAAAAUCCCACGUAUUCAGCGCACAGUCAAAACGGAGUGUAUCCACCCCCACCACCGCCGCCACCACAUUUCGGAGGACCUUAUCCCCUACCACCUGGCUUUGGAGUACCGUAUGCAAUACCACCAUUUGGUAUACCACCACCUGGUUUUCCAUUGCCUGGAACGUCUCCAGCCACGCUGCCAUCUGGAACUAACGAUUAUCGGAUGCUCAGUGCUAGGUUUGUGGUGUUCAAGACAAUCCAGCAACGAAUUCUUUGUUCUGAGGGCACAAAGAGCCUAGCUCAGAAGACACAGUUUCUCGUUGGUUGCAACACAUCCGUCUCCUACGGGACACUUCGAGCAUGGUACUCCCGUCUCAUAAAUAGGCUGACCAAUCACAUUUCCUCUAAAGUCUCUUAUUAUCAUCAAACAAGGGCAGAUGUCUGCAAGGAUCACCAUGAUUGA